Molecule: messenger RNA, 1458 nt
Organism: Coccinella septempunctata (seven-spotted ladybird)
Lineage: Eukaryota; Metazoa; Arthropoda; Insecta; Coleoptera; Coccinellidae
Exons: 1
Coding region: 120-1361 (413 amino acids)
Source: RefSeq, a predicted model, not a curated record
GAGUUUGAAGAAGACUUAAAACGAUGCCUUCAAUAAACUCACAAGAUAUAUAAAAGGCAAUCAUAUAUUUUUGCCGAAUUUUCGUUGAGUAGACCUAUCAUUUCGGUAUCCGUUGAAACAUGGAUAUCAACCUCAACUGUGAAAUCACCGAAAAAGAUUGUAAUCGAAUUCUGGAACAACACUGCGGAGGUAGCAAUUUCCAGAUUGUGAAAUAUGAAAUCGACAAAGCAAGUUCGAGAGUGAUGGGAUACAUGGGUGACCACUUCCGUCUCAAAAUCCACUACCAGAAAAACCCCGAUAGCAGAAUCAAUACCGAAGUGUUUUUCAUGAAAACUGAACCCUUGUUGAAUAUAACCCAAGCGAAGUAUGUGGAAGAAAUGGGAUUGUUCAAAAAAGAGAGCUUGUUGUACGAGAACCUAUUGAGUAAGUUAACAGCCAUUGCAGGUUCUCAUUUUUGUCCCAAAUGUUAUUUGGUGAAGAAGAACUGCAUAGUUCUAGAGGAUUUAUCCAGGAAAAAUUUCAAAAUGAAGGAAUCAUAUCUUAAUCUCGAGGAAUGCGAGUCUUUGGUGAAAUGCCUGGCUAAAUUUCACUCAGCAACUAUAAUCUACGAAGAAUUCAACUCAAGGGAUGGCAAAAAUUUCAGAAUUGAUCAGAUACACAAGGAGGAAGUUAGGGAGGUUGCUUUUUCCUUUGUCGACGGUCAACCCAGAUGUUUGUGGUUGAGUAACAACACAAAAUGUGUGUCUGAUUGCAUAAAAUUCAAACUGAAACUGAGGGAUGCUGACAGUAUAAUUGCAAAACUUCGUAAAGUUGCUUUUAUAGAUAUGAAGAGCUUCAUCGGUGCCUCCGACAGAUUUAGGAACGUCUUGACGCACUGCGACCUGUGGGGGAAUAAUUUCAUGAUGAAUGAUGUUCUCGAAUGUAAACUCAUAGAUUUUCAACUUGCCAGAUAUAAUCCACCAGCUUACGACCUCAUGCUGGCUCUUUUUUUGAACACCAGCAAUAAUUUGCUUCAAGAACACCUUGGAAGUUUGCUAGACCUCUACUACAGCACUUUCGAAAAUAUGCUUCUUCAAUAUCAACUAUCUGCUAAAGAGAUCUUUCCAAAGAGUCUGUUCUUCGAGUCGGUUCAAUAUUAUAAACUGCCCACUCUUUUUGAAGCCACUUUUUUCACGACUAAUACUCUGAUUUCUCCUGAAACAUCAAGCUAUUUGCUUGAAGACGCCAACAGAUACCACGAGUUUGCUUUUACAAAUAGAAGCAAAUAUAUAUUGGAAGAGUACGAGAAGAACGAAUCGUUUCGAAGGGGAUUCUUAGAAGUCCUGAUGCCAUUGAUAGAACUUCUUCGAAGAAUGGAAUGAGGCUCAGUGAAUUCAUUUAUAACGAAAACUUUUUGUAUGUAUCAUAUAUUUUAUAUUCCUCAAGAAUCGAAUAAAGUCAUUACCUUUACUUAAACAA